AUGUCUUCUGCAAACCAAACUACUGUCACAGAAUUCAUUCUCUUGGGUCUCACAGAUGACCCACUCCUAGGGAAGAUCCUGUUUGGAGUAUUUCUGGUCAUCUAUCUCAUCACGCUGGCAGGAAACCUGUGCAUGAUCAUGCUGAUCAGGACCAACGCUCACCUCCAGACUCCCAUGUACUUCUUCCUUAGUCACCUCUCCUUUGUAGACCUCUGCUAUUCCUCUAACGUGAGCCCAAACAUGCUGCAUGACUUCCUCUCAGACAGAAAGACCAUCUCCUUUGCUGGAUGCUUCACACAGUGCCUUCUCUUCAUUGCCCUGGUGAUCACUGAGUUUUACAUGCUUGCUUCUAUGGCCGUGGAUCGAUAUGUGGCCAUCUGCAGUCCUUUACACUACACUACCAGGAUGUCCAAGAACAUCUGUGUCACUCUAGUCGUGUUUCCUUAUUCUUUCGGCUUCCUCAAUGGACUGUCUCAGACAAUAUUGACUUUUCACUUGUCCUUCUGUGGCAACACUGAGAUCAACCAUUUCUACUGUGCAGACCCUCCUCUCAUAAUGCUGGCCUGUUCUGACACUUAUGUCAAAAAGAUGGCCAUGUUUAUAGUUGCUGGAUUCACUCUUUCAAGCUCCCUGUUCAUCAUUCUCCUGUCCUACCUUUUCAUCUUUAGGGCUAUUUUGAGAAUCCGUUCUGCUGAAGGCAGGUCCAAGGCCUUUUCUACCUGUGGUUCCCACUUGACAACAGUGACUGUCUUCUAUGGGACCCUCUUCAGCAUGUAUCUAAGACCCCCUUCUGAGAAUUCUGUGGAAGAGUCCAAAAUAUUUGCAGUCUUUUACACCUUUUUAAGCCCCAUGCUGAAUCCUCUGAUCUACAGUCUAAGGAACAAGGAUGUGAUUCGUGCCUUGAAACUAUUGAUUAAUGGUAAUAUGUUUCACAAAAUUGUAUUAUAG
Molecule: messenger RNA, 948 nt
Organism: Erinaceus europaeus (western European hedgehog)
Lineage: Eukaryota; Metazoa; Chordata; Mammalia; Eulipotyphla; Erinaceidae
Product: olfactory receptor 5M10
Exons: 1
Coding region: 1-948 (315 amino acids)
Biological process (GO): sensory perception of smell; G protein-coupled receptor signaling pathway
Cellular component (GO): membrane
Molecular function (GO): olfactory receptor activity; odorant binding; G protein-coupled receptor activity
Source: RefSeq, a predicted model, not a curated record